CGCUUGGGAUGAGGAAGAAUUCGUGUACUGCUGAGUGUCGUUCAAAACCGACGGAAAGAAGAGCGUUUUUCCCCGAAGUUCCGGCUCUUUAACGGCCUCUUACGUCAUCAACUGGCGCUGAAGAGAUGCCGAAGCUCCAGGUGCUGCCGGAAAAUGAACCCGUCUGAGUUAACCGGGAUUCCGGCAGCACGGAGGCCUAUGGCGCAAGAAUUUAGUUUCGGAGAGCUGGGAAGGAAGAAUGUUUAAUAGCUAGUUUAUGGAUGCAGUAAAACAUUCCCCCGCGGGGCUGCGGUCUCGAGUGAUGGUUUGCAGGAAAAAAAAUAAUUGCAUGAAGGUCCUUCCUUACCUAUAGUUUGAAUUAUUCCCAGUAUUGGCUUUUAAGAUGAGUAACAGCUCUUCCUCAAGACUGGAAGACAGAGUUCGGCAAACUCUGACAAAAGUUUUUGGAUUUAACUCUUUCAAGACUUCAUUGCAAGGAAGUGCAACUAUAACUGUGGUGAAAGGGGAAAAGGAUGUCUUUAUAUGCAUGCCGACGGGGGCAGGGAAAUCCCUGUGUUAUCAACUUCCAGCAGUUUUGGCAACAGGCAUCACCAUAGUGAUUUCACCCUUAAUUUCACUUAUUCAGGACCAAGUGGAUCAUUUGCUCUCUCUCAAAGUCAGAGUAAGCUCUUUUAAUUCUAAGAUGUCUGCUCAGGAGAGAAAAGCCAUCCUUGCUGACUUGACAAGUGACCAUCCUAAGAUAAAGCUGCUGUACAUCACUCCAGAGAUGGCGGCUUCUGCUUCCUUUCGGCCCACCUUGGAGCGUCUAAUGUCUCAAAAUCUCAUCUCUUAUCUGAUCGUUGAUGAGGCUCACUGUGUUUCCCAGUGGGGGCAUGACUUCCGACCUGACUAUCUGCAUCUUGGCUCCUUGCGUUGUCGCAUACCCAACACACCAUGUGUAGCCCUGACGGCCACAGCUACUAAGCGAGUUCAGGAAGAUAUUAUAGCCUUGCUGAAGCUAAAGCAGCCUGUUGCUACCUUCAGGACACCUUGUUUCAGGCCCAAUCUAUUCUAUGAUGUGCAGUAUAAAGACCUUUUAGCAGAUCCCUAUGAAAAUCUGAAGGAUUUCUGUCUCAAGUCCCUUGGACAGCAAAAUGAAUUAGGGGGGUAUCCUGGCUGUGGAAUUAUCUACUGCAGGAUGAGAGAUGCUUGUGAGCGAGUGGCUGUUGAACUAAGCAAUAGAGGAGUAAAAGCCAAGGCAUAUCAUGCAGGGCUGAAGGUAGUAGAGCGAACCUCAAUUCAAAAUGAAUGGAUGGAGGAAAAAUUUCCAGUUAUUGUUGCUACUAUCAGUUUCGGAAUGGGAGUUGACAAAGCCAAUGUCAGAUUUGUUGCACACUGGAAUAUUUCAAAAUCAAUGGCUGGAUAUUACCAAGAAUCAGGAAGGGCAGGGAGAGAUGGGAAUACAUCCAGCUGUCGUCUUUAUUACUCUCAAACUGACAGAGAGCAAAUCUGCUUUCUUAUCAAGAAAGAAAUUACUACACUUCAGGAGAAACGAGGUGCCUUGAAGGAGUCUGAUAAAACUGUGAUGAAAGACUUUGAGGCUAUGAUCGCCUUCUCUGAAAAUCUUGGUUGUCGUCACGCUGCCAUAGCCAGCUACUUUGGAGAUGGCAUUCCCCAAUGCAACAGAAGCUGUGAUUACUGUAAGAAUCCAGCAGCAGUGAAGAAGCAAGUAGAAGCAUUACAGCACAGUACCACGAGCUGGAGUAGAACCUACAUUGGACCUUCUGCUUCAUCUUGGAAUGCCUGUGACCUUGAUCUAUAUGAAGGAGGAAAGCGAGGCUAUGGUAGCUUUGAAAGACAUGAUGAAGAUACCAGGAGUGUGGGUGAAGUUAAUGAGGACAGUCAGAAAAAGGAAUGGAACAUUUUCUACAAGAAGCAGAUGAAGUUGCGCAAGGGCAAAGAACCUGAAAAUGAUAAUUUUGUUCCUCCAGAUAUUGAUUGUCCCUUGAAGGACCCAGCCAGUAGGAAAAUUGCUAGAAUUACAGUAAAGGCUCGAGAACACUGCCUUAAGAUGCUGGAGGAAGCACUGGUCAUCAACCGGCAAGCAGCACCAGUAACAGAGAGUUCAGGUCUUCUAGCAUGUGCUGUAGAAAUGGAAUAUGAGGCUUUCCGGACCAGUAAGAUGGCAAACCUAUACAAGGCAUCAGUUCUAAAGAAGGUCACAGAAAUUAACAAAGCUUCCAAAAGUGGGGAGCUGUAUGCCUUCCUGGACUUGGGAAUCAGUGACAACCACAAGAUGACAGCUGAACCAACUGCUACACAUGAUGAUGUAUUCUGUCAGGCAUCCAAGGUGAAUACAUUCAAACCUAAGAGAGUGGGGAUUGGAUUUCGAAGAAUGUCUGGCAUGUUCCAGUCUGCUUCAGAAGUGCUAGCUGCCAAAGAAGGAGAUGAAGUUCAUCUUGUGAAGGAGGAAAUUGGCCCAAACUGGAAGGAAGACUGUAGCUGUGGUCCCAAGCCUUUGGAUAUGGGUGACAUUCUUGAGAAUAAGGAGGAAGCGGCCAAAAAAAUCUACAAAAAUGGUGGUGAAAUCCCUGAAAAAAGGGGACAGCAUGGCACUGCUGAGGCUGUCACCUCCUUGGUAGCUAGUCAUGAAAAGAGUAAAGCUACUAAGAAGCAGUUGCUCUUGGCAGAAGCAGCUAGGAAAGAAUCUCAGAACAUCUCCAAAUUUUUCUCAAUCCCCAAAGCAGGACGUAAAGCCAAGGCUUCAAAAAUUGACUUGGCAGAAGAGGAAAUCAUCUGUCUCAAUGAACUGCCUCAGUUUCCCUCCCAAAGAGUGUGUAAGGAGAAAGCUGAACCUCAGGAAACUGAAAUUGUCUAUAAGGAAGAAGUAACAAGUUCAUCCCAGAAAAAAGAGCAGGAAUCCAAGAAUAUAGAAGUUCUGCCUUUGAGCAGUCAGAGCUUAGGGAGAGAGUCCCUGUGCUCAGGAUCAAAUCUCGAAAAACUAAAGGCUGAAUCUUUGGGUGAAGAAGAAAUAACCAAUAGUUGUGAAAAUCUUAAUGGAAAAAGACCAGGGUCAGCUGAGGACCUGGAGAGCCCUGCUGAAAAGAGGCUACGGAUGACAAACAAGUCUUCCAUCUUGUGGCAGUCAGAGGGGAAAGCUGGUGGGUUGGCAAAAAAGAAAGUCACUUUUGACCCAAACCUGUCACGGGUUGAUAAAGAAGGGACCACAAGAGCCAUCCAGCCACCUACAAAAACAUUGUCACUUAAGGAAACAGCGGAUAUUGUUGUAAAAUAUUUGACUCCUUUCUACAAAAGUGGGAAAUUUGCAUCUAAGGUGGGUUAUGAACUACUUAAUACCCCCUCCUCUCUUUGAUUUAUGUUACCCUAUCAGUUAAAGCAUCCGUAAAAGUUAGAUAUGAAAUUAAAUACUGUUGCAUAUAAUAUAUAAAGAAAAG
Molecule: messenger RNA, 3434 nt
Organism: Python bivittatus (Burmese python)
Lineage: Eukaryota; Metazoa; Chordata; Lepidosauria; Squamata; Pythonidae
Source: RefSeq, a predicted model, not a curated record